This is a messenger RNA of Hippoglossus stenolepis (Pacific halibut), 2584 nucleotides long. RefSeq names its product death-associated protein kinase 2b (gene dapk2b). The transcript has 10 exons. Gene Ontology annotation, biological process: positive regulation of apoptotic process; intracellular signal transduction; protein phosphorylation. The coding region runs from base 238 to 1713 and encodes 491 amino acids. Lineage: Eukaryota; Metazoa; Chordata; Actinopteri; Pleuronectiformes; Pleuronectidae. Gene Ontology annotation, cellular component: nucleus; cytoplasm. Gene Ontology annotation, molecular function: ATP binding; protein serine/threonine kinase activity. The record is from RefSeq and is a predicted model, not a curated record.
AGUGGAGCCAUCAGGGGGAGGGACUUGUGCAGACUCAAAAGCCUGAUGGUGCAGCCACAAGUGACAGAAAACAACAGAGACGGUGAAGGAGCCAGUUUCAUGAGGAGAGCAGAGCAGCUGCUGGAGACGUGGGGACAGAUGUGAGUUCAUCAGCAGACAGAAGCUUUAACACUGAGGGCCGGACUGGUGGAGAAAAGACAGGCUGGACAGACAGACCACAUCAGAUAAAGCACAUCAAUGAAGACACUUGGCAUGGCGGUUUUCAAGCAACAGAAUGUGGAUGAUUUCUAUGAAAUUGGGGAGGAACUAGGAAGUGGACAGUUUGCAAUAGUCAAGCGGUGCACAGAGAAGAGCACGGGCACCGAAUACGCCGCCAAGUUCAUCAAGAAGCGCCAGAGUCGGGCCAGCAGACGAGGCGUGAGGAGAGAGGAGAUCGAGAGGGAAGUGACCAUCCUGCAGGAGCUCCAGCACGCAAACAUCGUGUCCCUGCACGAUGUGUACGAGAACCGCACAGACGUGGUGCUUAUCCUCGAACUGGUCUCUGGAGGAGAGCUGUUUGACUUCCUGGCUCAGAAGGAGUCUCUCAGUGAAGAGCAGGCCACUCAGUUUAUCAAACAGGUCCUGAACGGAGUCCAGUACCUCCACUCCAAGAGGAUCGCACACUUUGAUCUGAAGCCUGAAAACAUAAUGCUGCUGGACAGGAACGUUCCUCUACCCCGCAUCAAACUCAUAGACUUUGGCCUGGCACACAAAAUAGAAGCUGGCGCAGAUUUCAAAAACAUUUUUGGCACUCCUGAGUUCGUCGCUCCAGAGAUAGUCAACUACGAGCAACUGGGAUUGGAGGCAGACAUGUGGAGCAUCGGAGUCAUCACGUAUAUACUGUUAAGCGGCGCGUCACCUUUCCUGGGUGACACCAAGCAGGAAACAAUGGGAAACAUCUCAGCGAUGAACUACGAUUUCGACGAGGAGUUCUUCAGCAACACGAGCGAGCUGGCCAAGAGCUUCAUCACACAGCUCCUGGAGAAGGACACGAGAAAACGGUUGACCAUACAAGAAACCCUCAAUCAUCCUUGGAUCAAGUCCUGCGGUCACACGGAGGAGGACAGCGCCGCCCAUGAGGCCGAGAAGAAAGCGGAGCAACUGAAGACUAAGCGUCUGAAGGAGUACACCAUCCAGCUGCAUUCCAGUAUUCCGCAGAACAACACGUACGCCAACUUUGAGCGCUUCGCCCAUGUGGUGGAAGACAUCAGCCUGAUGGAGACGGGGCUGUCAGAGGUGGCAGGGGCCCACCACACUCUUCAGGGGGACAUCGAGGGGCUGCUCUCCAUCUACAACGACAAGGAGGCCUGGUACAAGGAGGAGAGCGAGGCAGCGAGGAAGCAGCUCUCCCAGGUCCGCUAUGAGUUUCGCAAAGUGGAGGCCACCAGGAGGCUGCUGCAGGAGGACGUGAAGGCCGUAGAUGCCGGUCUGGAGAGCAUCAGCGGGAAAUACAACCAGAGGCAGAGCCAGAUGGACGCUCUGCGGCUGGAGCUGGAUUCUGAAAUGCAGUGGCUGCAGGACGUGAUGAGCUCCCUGCAUCCAGAGGGCGCUGGCAGCAUCCACAGCAGCAGUCUGAACAUGGACGUGAAGCAGGCGCUGAAGGAGCUGCUGAGUCAGUCCUGCGGGGGGGAACUGUGCCCAGAGGCCCAGCAGCCGCUCAGCGAGUCUGGUUAACACGCACAGACGAAGACACGCUUUCAUUGAACUUAUAGAUCUUAACGUGUUUUACACAUUGGUUUUUGUUUUCGGAGACACAAACUUCUGAAUGUAUAGCUGUGUAGUCUCCUUUUUGAAUUUAUUUCUAGAUUUCUUUAUUUGUGAAAACAAAAAUAAUUUAACUUUUCAGUUGAAGAUCUCCUGUAAAAUGCCAACUCGACAUUUACAUUUAGUUUUUUAGAGAGCAAAUAUUCAUAUUUCACAAAAUGUCAUUUAUUUUAUGUGGUACACUAUUAAAAAUGAUACUAAACUUGAAGUGUUAUUAACAGAAGCUGAUUAAAUUUACGCACAGCUCUUUUUGAUGGAGCAGGUUUGGUGUCUCAUACUGUAGCAAUGAAGACAAUAAUGGUUCUGAAUGUUUUUACUGUGUCAUGUUUACAUGAAUACAGAAUCAGACAGCAGAUAUUUUCAAUUGAAUGUAUUAGAAGUUCACAUUUUCUGAUUGAUUUUAUUGUUUUUGUUAUCCCAGUCUCUUUUUUAGACUAUACAGACAUAUUUUUACAAUGGUUAUAAAUGUGUAAAAUAACUUUUGUAGUCAUAAAUGUUAUUUUUUCUUUCUUUUUAUAGAUCUUAUUAAUUAACAAAGGGCACUUUUAAUGAAGGUUGAAUUUAUUUAUUUGAUGUAAAAUCCUUUUGAUUUCUUUCUUGGAGAUGUUACAACAGCAUCUAUGAUGAGAUAUUGUGAGUUUAUCAGUUUUUCACCUUUAUCAGUGUUUUUCAUCAUCUCAACAGAUGUUCACAGAUCUUUGGUCUCGCCGUUGAUGUGCACACUGACAUUUUUAACUGUUGUCAAAACCUCUGAAAUAAAUGUUCAUUAUUUAUUACAUAU